Molecule: messenger RNA, 312 nt
Organism: Angiostrongylus costaricensis
Lineage: Eukaryota; Metazoa; Nematoda; Chromadorea; Rhabditida; Metastrongylidae
Source: the annotation of a GenBank genome assembly
AUGUCUGGUCGCGGAAAAGGAGGCAAAGGGCUGGGCAAAGGAGGAGCGAAGCGCCAUCGUAAAGUGCUCAGGGACAACAUCCAAGGAAUCACCAAGCCGGCAAUUCGUCGUCUUGCCCGUCGUGGUGGUGUUAAGCGCAUCUCAGGACUGAUCUAUGAGGAGACUCGCGGCGUCCUCAAAGUUUUCCUUGAGAACGUCAUCAGAGAUGCCGUCACCUACUGUGAGCAUGCGAAGAGAAAGACAGUGACGGCCAUGGAUGUCGUGUACGCUCUCAAACGUCAAGGACGUACGCUGUACGGUUUCGGUGGGUAA